AGCCCCACAGCUUGGACAUCCUGAUCACCGGGCUGAACGAGCCGGACGGGACUCACAGGUUCUUCAUGCUCGCCAGGCUGGAUGGGCUGGCGCUCGCCUCCUACAGCAGCGACACCCGCGAGGUGAAACCCCUCAGGGAGUGGGCAGCGCAGGCCGUUGGCGCGAGCUAUUUAAGGAAGAAGACGCAGGAGUUCAGGCUCUAUGAGGCCAUCUCCCGAGUGGUGACUCACCGCUGGAUGGCGCAGCAAAAUCAGACCGGCGGGAUCCACACCCUGCAGCUGCACGUGAACUGUGCGCUGGACGGGGACACCCCCGUGCGAGGGCAGUUUCACUUUGCUUUCGACGGGCAGGAUUUCCUCAUCCUGGAGAGAAACCAAUCCGCGUGGGUGCCGCUGGCGCCGGGAGCCUCCAACGAGACGCACUUCUGGAACGCUGGCCACACCUGGACCCUGUUUGCAAAGGAGUUCCUGCAGGAGGAGUGCGUGGACACCCUGAAGAGCCUGCUGCGGGGCGGGAUGGAGGCUCUGGGACGGCAGGUCCCCCCAGGGAUCUCGGUGACCUACAGAGACGCCCCUGCCGGCUCCGCCACCCUCUCCUGCCACGCCAGGGGCUUUUACCCCCGUCCCAUCCACGUCUCCUGGGUGCGGGACGGGGCGGAGAUCCUGCCGCCCAUGAACGCCAGCGGGAUCCUGCCCCACGCCGACGGCACCUACCAGAUCCGGCAGUCCCUGGAGAUCCCCCCGCGGUGGGGCCACGGCUACGCCUGCCGGGUGAACCACAGCAGCCUGGGGGAGCCGGCGCCCCCCACGGCCCUGCCCGAGGUCUCGGUUUCCCGCAGAGACACCCCCGACGGCUCCGCCACCCUCUCCUGCCGCGCCAGGGGCUUUGACCCGCGUCCCAUCCGCAUCUCCUGGGUGUGGGACGGGAAGGAGACCCCGGCGCCCCCCAUUGGCGACGCGUCCCAGCUCCAGAGAUCCGUGGGGAUCCCGCAGCAGGGUGGGGAUGGGCACAGCUACUCCUGCCGCGUGCAGCACCGCAGCCUGCAGGAGGCGCUGGCGACCCCGG
Terrapene triunguis (Three-toed box turtle) is the source of this 1065-nucleotide messenger RNA. Its product is annotated as class I histocompatibility antigen, F10 alpha chain-like. The annotation marks the transcript as partial. The record is from RefSeq and is a predicted model, not a curated record. Gene Ontology annotation, biological process: immune response. NCBI's taxonomy places the organism in Eukaryota, Metazoa, Chordata, Testudines, Emydidae. Gene Ontology annotation, cellular component: external side of plasma membrane. The transcript has 4 exons.